AAUUCUAUAUAGCGUUGUUCUGUCGCACUUGUUGCAUAUUUUUUUGUAGCUGCUUUCAAAUUUCAAUAUUUAUUUAUUUAUUUCUUUCUGUGUUAUUUGACUAUCUUCACCACCCAUAUCGUUCAAUUUAUAGCAAAAAUCUUCCUCCCAGAUAAACCGGCAUUGAUAUCCAUAACCAUAAUAAUAGGUGCUUGCAAAAAUGUUAAAAAAUUUGAAAACAUUCGCUGAUAUCCCAUCAUUAAAAUCAUACCCAUUACUUGGCCAUACAUAUUUAUUCUUACCAGGCGGGGCCUAUCAAGCGGAAAGAUUAACAGAAGCCGUCUUAGAUAUCAGUAAGCAACUUGGGCCAAUAUUCAGACUAAACCUGGGAGGCACAAAUAUGGUUAUAACAACGGACGCAGAUAACGCGGAAGCUAUGUAUCGAAACGAAGGAACAAAGCCCAUCAGACCUCCUUUUCCGGCUCUCCAUCAUUAUAGGAAGAAAGCCUUCAAUAGCGUUGGGGUGGUACCAGGAAACGGAGACGAGUGGUACAAAUUCAGAGGAGGCGUCACGCCAUUAUUGAAACCCAAAAUGUUGGAACGAUUCAUCGAACAACAGGAGGAUGUUGCUGCUAAGUUCGUGGACUAUAUCGAAAGCUCUGUAGACGAGAGGGGGGUUUUGAACGAUACCAUGGAGCACCUUCUGAAGUUUGCCAUUGAAGCAAUUUCUGUUGUUUGUCCUGGCGAGAGAUUUCACUGCAUCUCGAAGAGUGAUCCAACGACUGAGGCUAUCAAAACUGCCAGUAAAGAGUUCAUGGACGGGCUUUACAAAACUCUGAUUGGUCCCCCUUUGUGGAAAUUAUUUGAAACGUCAGGGUACAAGUUGUUGAAGUCUUCUCACGAAACUAUCCACAAGAUAAUGGAAAGCCACUUGAAUAUCACAAGGGAACAAUACAACAUCGACCCCUUCGUAGUGCAAAAUAAAUACCCCUUCAUGUAUUCCUUACUUAACAAUAACAAAUUAACCGAAGAGGAUUGUGUUAUGUUGGCAAUGGAAGUAUUUUUUGGAGGGAUUGAUACAACAGCCACAACAACAGCUUUAACUUUGUUUUAUUUAGCGAAAAGCAAGGAAGCGCAAAAGCAGGCAAAACAAGAAUCUCGUACUGACUGCUCCACGUACCUGAGAGCGUGCGUGAAGGAAACUUUGAGGCUGUCUCCAACUGCCGGGGCAAACAGCAGGUUUCUCGUUCAGGACACUCCAAUAGGAGGAUAUUUGAUUCCUAGGAAUGUACGUAUGUAA
Leptinotarsa decemlineata (Colorado potato beetle) is the source of this 1279-nucleotide messenger RNA. Its product is annotated as probable cytochrome P450 49a1. Gene Ontology annotation, molecular function: iron ion binding; monooxygenase activity; oxidoreductase activity, acting on paired donors, with incorporation or reduction of molecular oxygen. The record is from RefSeq and is a predicted model, not a curated record. NCBI's taxonomy places the organism in Eukaryota, Metazoa, Arthropoda, Insecta, Coleoptera, Chrysomelidae.